Molecule: messenger RNA, 2955 nt
Organism: Callorhinchus milii (elephant shark)
Lineage: Eukaryota; Metazoa; Chordata; Chondrichthyes; Chimaeriformes; Callorhinchidae
Gene: xpnpep2
Product: X-prolyl aminopeptidase (aminopeptidase P) 2, membrane-bound
Exons: 21
Coding region: 61-2094 (677 amino acids)
Molecular function (GO): metalloaminopeptidase activity
Source: RefSeq, a predicted model, not a curated record
CGACAGAGAGACACAGUCUGUCUCUCUGUCUCAAUUCCAUUCUGCCAAAGGGAUUUUGAGAUGGGAUUCCUCCUCCUCUUCGCUCCUCUCUGGCUCCUGGCACUACAAGUUGUCCACAGCCAUAGUCCCCAGUCUGAGAAGAACAACAGGAAUGUGAGAAAUUGUGAUAUAGACCCACCGUAUCUACCUCCUACUACAGUCAACACAUCUCUGCACUUGAAUGCUCUCCGGACUUUGAUGGUCGCUCACAAUAUCAAAGUCUAUAUCAUUCCUGCCACAGACUCCCAUUUGAGUGAAUACAUUAGCCCACACGAUGCGAGGAGAGCCUGGAUGACAGGGUUCACUGGAAGCGCAGGCACCGCAGUGGUCAGUACAACAAAUGCUAGCCUCUGGACAGACGGUCGUUACUGGGUUCAAGCCGAGCGUCAGAUGGACUGCAACUGGGAGCUGAACAUAGUGAAAAAUUCAAUUGUGAACUGGAUAAUAGGCGAGACCAGAGAGGGAGAGAAGAUUGGCGCUGACCCCUUUGUAUUUUCUGUCGCGAGCUGGGAGAGUUACAGAAUCCCUCUGCAAGAAGCAAACCGGUCACUUAUCACAAUAACAAAUAACUUAGUGGAUGAAAUCUGGGGUGCAGAUCGCCCGCCCCCCUCCUCAGACGAUAUUUUCAGAGUGCCAGACGCUUUCCUGGGAAGAUCCUGGCAGGACAAAGUGGAGGAGGCUCGCAUAAAGAUGAUGCAAAACCUUUACAAGCCCACGGCGAUACUAAUCUCAGGAUUGGAUGAAACCGCAUGGCUGUUAAAUCUGAGAGGGAAUGACAUUCCAUACAAUCCUUUCUUCGUAUCCUACUUGCUGUUGACUGCAGAUUGGAUCAGGUUGUUUGUGAAUGAAUCCCGCUUGCCGCAGGACAUCAAGCAGUAUUUGAACACCAACUGCACUGGAGUAAACUGUGUUCAACUGCAUGCCUACAAGGACAUCCGGGACAAUGUGCAGGAAUAUGCCAAGGGGGAUGUGAGAAUCUGGAUUGGGGAAGAAUACACUAACUAUGGAGUCUUUGAGGUUAUUCCCGAGGCAAAACUGAUCAUCGAUAAGUACUCCCCAGUGCAAAUUACAAAGGCUAUUAAGGAUGAAACGGAGCAGAAAGGACUGAAAGCCGCUCAUGUGCGUGAUGCGAUUGCUGUCAUACGUUACUUAGUUUGGUUGGAGCAAAAUGUUCCCAAAGGAACUGAGACGGAGCUCUCAGGUGCACAUUAUGUGAGCAAAUUACGCAGUGAGGAAGAACAUAGCAAAGGCAUAAGCUUCGAGACCAUUUCUGCCAGUGGUAUGAACGCAGCUCUUGCCCACUACAGUCCCACCAACGAAACAAACAGGAAGCUGAGUGUACAGGAAAUGUACCUGAUAGACUCCGGAGGACAGUACCUGGAUGGGACCACUGAUAUCACUCGCACUGUGCACUGGGGAACUCCAACUGAUUUCCAGAAGGAAGCUUACACUCGGGUAUUGAUUGGAAACAUUGAUGUCUCCCGAUCCAUCUUCCCCGCUGGAACGAUCGGGAACACGCUCGACGUGUGGGCUCGGCAUGCCUUGUGGGAGGUGGGACUGAACUACAACCACGGAACUGGACAUGGUAUUGGAAACUUCCUUGGUGUUCACGAAUGGCCUGUUGGGAUUGGGAGCACUCACACCUGGGAACUUCAGAAGGGAAUGUUUACAUCUAUUGAGCCUGGUUUCUACCAGGAUAACGAGUUUGGAAUCCGAAUUGAAGAUGUCACCAUGGUGACACAGGCAGACACUAAGUACAUAUUUGGAGGGAAACCCUACCUGACCUUUGAGCACAUCUCUCUGGUUCCGUAUGACAGGAAGCUAAUCGACGUGUCCAUUAUGAACAAGCAGCAGAUUGAAUGGCUGAAUAAGUACUAUGAGAGGAUUUGGAACACAAUUUCCCCUUUACUGACAGCACGAAAUCUAGUCGAGGAGUUCGACUGGUUAAAGAAGCACACAAUGCUGUUUUCACACAGCGUCCUUGUGACAUCCUCGCUCGCCACGCUGACUGGUGCCUUCCUUGGAAACCUCCUGUUCCAGAGCAUCCUACUGUAGACACUAAUAGAAAGCACCACCCACGCAGGAUUCACCUCCUCAACGCACCACGUGGAUCUUUCAUUAGCAAUAAAUUGAGGGAUAUUUUCAGUAUAAGACCUACAAUGCUCACAACUGCCCAAUUACCAACCUCCUACUAUCUAAGAAUUAUCUUCAUUGCAAAGCUAAUUUUCCCUAAAACGUGGGCACUCUAUUUAAAGCACCUCCCACACUCCAAGCAUCCCCCGGUCACACCCGAGCAGGAAUAUUUGAUGCUUGUGGCUAGGUUCAGAUCUGGUAUUGGUCAUUAGCUCAACGCAAAGUACUGGCCUCUACAGUUUUGCAUAUGAGAGAGAGAUAAUUAAACUGGGGGUGAGCUGCCAUCACAAUAUGUGCGAAUUAAGUGAAGAACAGAACCAAAAUUUGUCCAUCUCCUAUGCUGGGAUCGAUAAUGGGGGCAAAAUGACUGCAAUCCUGAACAAAUUCCGCACCGGACUUAAUGAGUUUAGGAAUUCCACAAUUUGAUCCCAACACUGUAUCUACAAGGUAGGAAAGAACAAGAUUUAUAAUUCCCCUUGUAAUGAAACAGAUCACUGUGGAUUACUUUCUACAGGUGUAAAAUAAUAUUUCCCCAGGUUUCUCCUUUAUAUUCCUAGUAGGACGUUUUCAGGGAUCCUCCAAAUCCCAUGUGAAAUAUGGAAGAAAAGGAUAUUGCAUUUAAUUCCCCCACUCCCCUACCCAGACUAUUCUCUCCACAAACAAUAUGCAGAUUACCUUGCCUUGGCACAAGUCCCAUCGGUUUCCCGUGGGAAGCAAUGUUUGUUAAAGCUCCAUGAAAGAAAAAUUGGUCACUCAAUCCACGACUGUUUGUGAGACACUUCC